This is a messenger RNA of Capsella rubella, 1259 nucleotides long. RefSeq names its product peroxisome biogenesis protein 19-1. Gene Ontology annotation, cellular component: peroxisomal membrane; peroxisome. Gene Ontology annotation, biological process: protein import into peroxisome membrane. Lineage: Eukaryota; Viridiplantae; Streptophyta; Magnoliopsida; Brassicales; Brassicaceae. The record is from RefSeq and is a predicted model, not a curated record. The transcript is spliced from 6 exons. The coding region runs from base 288 to 1025 and encodes 245 amino acids.
CCAAGUUCCAACGUCCUGCGUGUUUGGAAACGAUUUUAAGGUUAAGCCUAACCGAGCUUAAAAUAGCAGUUUUCUUUGUAAAGCCGUUGGAUGGAGUCCAUUUGCUUCACCGCAACUCAAAGAAGCGUCAUAUCAAUCGCACCGUCUAAACUAAACAAGGCAAACCCAAAUAAGGUUUCUUCGUCUGUCAAUCUUUCUCUCUUCUCUGAUAUUAUUCCGCUCCCUAUCUGUGAAUUGCGUAUACAGAGAGAUAGAGAGAGAGAGGGAAAGAGAAACUCGUUAAAAAAAUGGCGAACAGUCACACCGAUGACUUAGACGAGCUUCUCGACAGUGCAUUGGAUGAUUUUAAAGAUCUCAAUCUUUCUCAAAGAAAUCUAAGGGAGGCCCAAGAGGAGGAGAAGAAGAAAGUAGAGACAGGUCUAUUGCCGAGUGGAGUGCAAGGUCUUGGGAUGGGAUUACCAGAUUUGAGAAGCAAAAAGAAAGGAAAACAAAAGGUUUCGAAACAGGAUCAUGUUACUGAAGCUCUUGAUAAGCUUAGGGAACAAACUAGGGAAACUGUCAAAGGAUUGGAAUCCAUUUCUUCUAAGCAGCAGCCAGCUUCUGAUGAUGAUGGCAUGGUAGAGGAUUUCCUCAAGCAAUUCGAGGAUCUUGCUGGAUCUAAGGACUUGGAAUCAAUUGUCGAAACGAUGAUGCAACAGCUAUUGUCAAAGGAUAUUCUCCACGAACCAAUGAAAGAGAUCGGUGCAAGAUAUACGAAAUGGCUAAAAGAGAAUGAAGCCAGUCUAAGCAAAGAAGACUUCAAUCGUUAUUCACAACAGUACAAAUUAAUCGAAGAACUCAAUGUGGUUUACGAGAAUGAACCGAACAAUUCAUCUAAGAUAAUGGAGAUCAUGCAGAAGAUGCAAGAAUGCGGACAACCCCCGAGUGACAUAGUUAAAGAGAUCGAUCCCGGGUUUGAUUUCGCAAGUCUAGGCCAAAUAUCUCCAGAGAUGCUGGAGUCCUCGCCAAAUUGCUGUAUAAUGUGAUGGGCCAAACAGCUUUCAAGGUUUAUGUCGUUUUUUUUUCUCGUUAGUGUAAAAUUCAAAAGCUGUGUUAUAUAUAAUUAUGAUUGGAAUUUCGCACACACAAAAAAGUCUUUAUCUUGUUUAUUGUCCUUUUACGAUGAAUGCAGCCAGUCACAUGCUUGUUAAUUGUAGAUGAUAUACAAAUAUAUCUAACUGGUUGAAGUCGAAUAAAUUUUAAGAGCUAGUUGGAAUGAA